GUGCACGGCGACCUGCCACCCGCGCGCAUCCCACCCGCCCUGCAGUCCGCAGGCCUGCCCCUUCCGCCUGCUGCCUCUCCCGACGCGGGCGCAGUGCCUUCCGCGGACCAGUGUGUGGCGGAUGAGCAGUCCCCGCCUGCCCCAGAUGUGCCUUCCCUGCUGGCGGACACAGUGGCCCAGCUGGCGUUCGAGGUGUCCGGCCAGACUGACCUGCGUCGACGACUGGUGGAACUGACCAAGUGGCUGGCGUCCAAUGGGGUCGUGACACCUCGCAUGCUGCAAGAUCACUGCGAGGAGGAGUUGCUGUGGGAGGCGGAGCUGAUCAAGAUGGAGCCCUCGGAGCUCAAGAAAAAAUGCGUGCGAGUGAACACGCGCCUGGUGUACACACAGACCAAGUUCAACCUGCUCCGAGAGGACUCCGAGGGAUACGCGAAACUGAUCACCAUACUGAGUCAGAAGGACCCGCUGGGUCUCAACUCACGGUCAGCGAGCGCUGUGGUAGACGCUGUAAAGUCACUCAUCGGCCUCUUUGACCUGGACCCAAACCGCGUGUUUGACAUUGUGCUGGACUGCUACGAGAUGCAGCCCACCAACUCAGCCUUCCUCCACCUCGUCAAGCUCUUCCCUGAGUCGCACGCGCCCCAGAUCCUCGGGUUCAAGUUCAGCCACUACCACCGCCUCACUGCCACCACUGCUGCUACUGCCGCUGCUGCUGGGGGCAAAGGGGGGAAGGAGGGCGGAGGGAACAGCAAAGGGGGGGAGAGAGGAAGUGCAGGGAAAGCGGGGGCAGGGGGAGGAGGGGCGGGAAGAGGUGAUGGUGAUGGCGAGGGGGGGGAGAAGGGGGAGGGUGGGAGUGGGGCGGAGGGGCGCAUACCAGACAGCCUGUUUGUGCUGGCGGCUAACUGCCUCAAGAGCAACGUGGUGCAGCUCUCUGCCUUGUACCCGUUCUUGGACCCUCCAGACGAGGAGGCAGAGGCACGCAGCAAGGAGAUCAAUGCACAGAGAAUAGCGGAUGUGAACCGCAUAGGCAAGAUCAACCUGGCAGCAACGGGGCGGGACCUGACAGACGACCCGCAGCCAGCAGACGUAUCGAUCGACCUGUACGGGGCGGUGGACGGGCAGGAGAGCGCUGCUGCCAAGGAGUGGGGCGAGGCGGAGAGAAACGAUAAGAUGCGCCUGCUCAAGGCGCUGAUGCUGGUGGACGACUGGGCCCAUGCGCGGCAGCUGCUGGAGCACCUGAAGCCGCUGCACCCCGUCUCCCACCCGCCCAUCUGCACCGCUCUCUGCUCCCUCAUAUCCCGUGCCAUUGCCCCAGCCUACCAUGCAAUCCGCCCAGCCUACCUUCUCAACUUCAAAAACCAAUCUUCGGUGGACACCACCUCGUUACCGAACCUGCCUUCCAGCCUCGGUGCCUCCCGAGCCUCGGAUGGCGACGUUGAGAUGGCCGAAGCUGGCGUGGUGGAUGGAGUGACAGGGGGCAGGAGGAAGGGGGAAAGGGCGAGGGGGGACGAGGAAGGUGGAGAGGGAGAAGGGGAGAAAGACAGAGGAGUGGGAAGGGGGGUGGUGGAGAGCAGGACAGGGGGGGCGCGGGUGCCUGCGAGGGUGUUUGAGAUGCUUCGCUUCCUGGGGGCGUUUCUAUACCAGGAUACCAUUCUGCUGCAGAAGGAUACCAUUCUGUUGCACAAGGCGGUGGUGGCGAGUCCGCCGGUGUGCAUGCAGCUGUGGGAGGUGCUGUCAUGCCUGCCCUUCCAGGAGCGCUACCGGCUCUACGGCGAGUGGGAGAAGGAGACCGAGACCAACCCCCUUGUGCUCGCUGCCCGGCAGAUUGCCAGGGUGAGUGAUAGGAGUUCAGUUCAGGGUGAAGAAGACGCGGUUCGCACACAGUUGCACGUUUUUCUCCUCCCUCGCCUUCUCCGGUUACUCCCCUCCUCCUCCCCACUGCCCUCUCCCCACCUCCCUCUCCCAAUCGCCACAUAUCUUUUUUACAUGUACCUGUUCCCCCCCCCAUGCCCAGCUCCCCCGCCUCACCCCCUCUCCCGCCCUCCCCCCAUUCAGCUGGACAUGCGGUGCACGCUGCUGAGGCGGCUGGCGAAAGAGAAUCUGAAGGCCACACUGGACACGCGGAGAACACUGAAGCGGCUGGCGAAGGAGAAUCUGAAGCCAACGGGGCGCAUGGUGGCGAAGCUGGCACACUCCAACCCGCUCACCGUGCUCAGAACCAUCGUGGUGCAGGUAGAGGCAUACAAGGAAAUGAUUCCGCCUGUCGUUGAUGCCUUCAAGUACUUCAACCAGCUGGAGUUUGACAUUCUGGAGUACGUGGUGAUAGAGCGACUGGCACUGCCACGCAGCACCAUCAAGGAGGACGGACUCAACAUCGCCGACUGGCUGCAGUGCCUCGCCUCCUUCUGGGGCUCCGUGUGCAAGAAGUACCCUCUGGUGGAGCUGCGCGGUCUUCUGAGUUACUUAGUGAACCGGCUUCACCAAGGCGAGGCGGUGGAGCUGGUGCUGCUGCAGGAGCUGAUGGAGCAGAUGGCUGGCAUUGAGUCGAAUGAGAACCUCACGGAGGAGCAGCUCGAGGCGCUGGCUGGCGGGGAGACUCUCAGGCAGCUCACUGCUAGCUUCGGCCAGGCCAAGAACAACAAGGCCAUGGCGCGGUCAAUGGGGCGGCUGAAGGACGCUCUGCUGCCGGGCAAGGGCGAGCCGAAUCUCGCCGUGCCGCUGCUGGUGCUCAUUGCACGGCAGCGAUCCAACAUUGUAUUCGAGGCAGAGGGCUCACACAUCAAGCUACUCAGCGAGCAUUUCGACCGCUGCCACCUCAUCAUGCUACAGUACGCGCAGUUCCUCUCCGCCGCCCUCUCGCCGCCCACCUCGUACGCCGCCUUCAUGCCGACCCUGCACACGCUCUCCCAGCGCUUCCACAUGCCGCCCGAAGCUGCCUUCCUCGUCUACCGCCCUGUGCUUCGCCUCUUCAAGCCCACCCCUGAUUCCCCCGUCUCCUGGCCUGCUCUUGCUGCUGGGAGUGGUGCAGGUGGGAGUGGUGGGGGUGGUGGGGGUGGUGGGAGGGGAGGGGAGAAGGAGAAGAGGCAGCAGCAGCAGGGGGGGAGGAAGGGGGCAGGGGAGGGGGCAGCAAUGGAUGGGCGAUACGAGGCAGAGAUGGCCAAGCAGAGAGCACUGCUGCGCUCGCUUGAAGACAUUGGGGACUCCUCAGGAUCGGCCAUCCAGGUGAGGAGGGCGUAUUCGGGUUCUCCCUCUCUCCUGCUCUUCUGGGGGCUCUCCCUCUGCGACCUGCAUGUGCCGCGGCAGCGAUACGAGGCAGAGAUGGCCAAGCAGAGAGCACUGCUGCGCUCGCUUGAAGACAUUGGGGACUCCUCAGGAUCGGCCAUCCAGGUGAGGAGGGCGUAUUCGGUUUCUCCCUCUCUCCUGCUCUUCUGGGGGCUCUCCCUCUGCGACCUGCAUGUGCCGCGGCAGCGAUACGAGGCAGAGAUGGCCAAGCAGAGAGCACUGCUGCGCUCGCUUGAAGACAUUGGGGACUCCUCAGGAUCGGCCAUCCAGGUGAGGAGGGCGUAUUCGGUUUCUCCCUCUCUCCUGCUCUUCUGGGGGCUCUCCCUCUGCGACCUGCAUGUGCCGCGGCAGCGAUACGAGGCAGAGAUGGCCAAGCAGAGAGCACUGCUGCGCUCGCUUGAAGACAUUGGGGACUCCUCAGGCUCAGCCAUCCAGUCACCCCCCUUGCCCAUCCCCUUCCCCCAUCCAUGUGCCUACCCACAAGCAGAAGCGCAAGAAGGAGAAGGAGCGCGUGCAGGAGGUGCUGGACCGGCUCAUGGGUCUCCCCUUGGUGGCGUGCCGCCCCUCAUGUGUCUUCCCUCUCCCCACCCACUCUCUCCACCCGCUCUCCCCAACCAAUCUCCCCUCCCACCCACAUGCAGAAGCGCAAGAAGGAGAAGGAGCGCUUGCAGGAGGUGCUGGUUUGACUACCUGAACUCUUCCAUUUGCACCCCUCCUUCUCAUCUUGCCUUCCCUCCACCCACUUCCACCCAUCCAUCUGCCCACUCCCCCACCCACAAGCAGAAGCGCAAGAAGGAGAAGGAGCGAGUACAGGAGAAGCGCAAGAAGGAGAAGGAGCGCGUGCAGGAGGUGUUGGACCGUCUCUCAGCCGAGCUGGCUCGGCAGCAGGCUCGGGUCGAGGCUGUGCAGCGGCGGCUGGUUCGGGACCGCAUGCGCUGGCUGAGCCCGGCAGCCGUGCCGGACAGCUGGCGCAUCGUGCCAUGCUUCCUCCACCACUGCGUCAUCCCGCGCGUGCUCAUGAGCCCAGAGGACGCAGUGUACUGCGCCAAGUUCAUACUCCGCAUGCACGCGGCCGCCACCCCGCAGUUCUGCACGUUUCAGAUGGUGGACGCGUUUGUGUGCAAGAGCUUCCACCCGCUGCUCGCCAGCUCCUCUGAGGCCGAGGCUGGCCGCCUGGGGCGCUUCGUGCUGGAGAUCCUGCAGGCGAUUUACCGGUGGAAGAGCGAUGCAUCAGUGUACAACGCCGAGUGUCUGGACCACCCCGGGUCGUCCAAGAGUGUGAUGAAGAAGCCCAACAACAACAUGACGCUUGACCAGUUCCGCACGAUCAACUGGAAGUGGAACGCCAAGUUAGUGAAGGUGCUAUCGACGCUGCUCGAGUCCUCAGAGUACAUGCACAUCCGAAACGCCCUCACUCUGCUCUCCCGUGUUGCUGCUGUCUUCCCCGUCACCAAGCGCGGGGGGCUUGUUCUCGAGCGCAAGGUGAAUCGUCUCAAGGCGGAGGAGCGGCAGGAUCUGAAGCUCAUGGCAACCAGCGUGUCGGCUGCACUCAACGCCAAGAAGUCGUGGGUGACAGAUGAGGGGUUCGGAGGAGCACCAACUCCCUCUGACACAUCCUGCCCCGCCUCUCUUGCCCCUCUUGCUGCCUCUCUCCUGCUCUCAGUGUGCUACUCUCCGCGUGUGCCUUCCUGGGGGCAAGCGGAAGGGGAGAGGGAUAGGGAUGAAGAGAUGGAAACUAAGGGAGGGAGGAGAGAUGAGGAAGGGAGGGAGGGGAAGGAGAGAGACAAGGAGAGGGAGAGGGAGAGGAGGGGGUCUGGUGCGGGUGGUAUGCAUGAGGAAAGGGCAGGGAGGGAGCGAGGAGAGGAGGAGGGAGGGUCAAACCAUCGGGAUAGCAUGGGUGUGGGUGGGUCUAGUAGAAGAGCGUAUGAGGAGAAAGAGGAGCAUGAGGCUGGGGAGGUGAGGGGGGAGGGCAGAGGGGAGGGCAGGUGGGAGGGCAGGGGAGGGCAUAAGGGGAGGGGAGGUGAUGGGACAGAGAGAGAGGGGAUGAGGGAUGUGGGUGAGAAGGGGAAGAGAGGGGAGUGGGAGGAUGGGGAGCAAGAUGUGAGUGGGGAGAGGGAUGGGAGGAGCGAGAAGAUUGAGAAGGAGGAGAUGAAGAGUAGGGAGAGGGAGAGGGAGAGGGAGGAGAGAGAUAAGUUAAGGGUGUCUGAUAAAGAAAGGGAGACGGAGACAGGGAAGGGGAAGGAGAGAGAAGGGAGAGAGAGGGAGCGGGAGAGGGGGAAGGAGAGGGAGAGGGAGAGGGAAGACAAGGGACGGGACAGGGGGAGAGGGGAGAGGGAGAAGGAUCGUGAAGUGGAGAGGGGGGAGGUGAAGGAAGGGCGGGAGAGGGACAAGGGACGCGAGAGGAACCAUGAGGAGGAGAAGGAGAGGGAAAGGGAGAAGGAAAAGAAGGAAAGAGAGAAGGAGAAGGAGAAGGAGAAGGAAAAGCAGAGAGAGCGAGUGCAGGAGGAGAAGAUGAGGGAGGAGCGGGAGCGACUGAGGGCUCGGGUUGAAGAAGAUAUGAAGGUGAGAGAGAAGGAGAAAGAGAAGGAGAAGGAGAAGGAGAGGGAGAGGGAGAAGGAGAGGGAGAGGGACAGGGAAAGGGAGAGGGAGAGGGAGCGGGGGAUAGGGAAGGAUAAGGGAAGGGAGCGAAGCAAGGCUGCUGCAGCGGCAGCUGUGGCUGCGGCUGCUGCUGCCACUGCUGGUCGGAGUGCUGGAGUGGGGGCGGGAGGAGGAGAGGGGGGUGGAGGAGGGGGGGGGAGUGGAGGAGAGAGAGGGCCAAGCAAGGCAGCAAGUCCUGCCAGAGGAACAGAAGGAGCAGCUGGUGUGAUGAGUCCUAAGGAUGGGGAAGGGGUGGAGGAGGGAGGGAGAGGCAGGGGAGGGAAGAGGAGUGUGAGCUCGUCAGAAGAUGGGGGAGGAGGGGCGGUGGCGGGCGGUAGUGGGGAGCGGGGAGUGAAGCGGGCGAGGAGGGGCGAUGGGGACGUGGAGAGGGAGAGAGGCAGGGAGGAGAGGGGGAGGGAGAAGGAGAGGGAGAGGGAUCGAGAGAGGGGAGAGGAGACGCCGAGGGCGCAUGAGCGGGAGGGGAGAGGGGAAGGGAGAGGAGGGGAGCGGGGGAGUGGGGGUCGGGGAGGGGAGAAGGGGGAGUGGAGUGAGAGGGGGAGUGUGGAGCGGGGAAGGGGGAGAGAGGUGGAGGAUUCAGGGCUUGGGGCAGAUGGGCGUGGGGAUGUGCAUGAGUGGGGGGAGAGGGGUGGUGUGCGUGAGAAAGGAGUGUCCGACCGCAAAGGGGACAGGGAGAGGGAGAAGGAGAGAGAAAGGGAGAAGGGAAGGGAGAGAGAGCGAGGGCAGGUUGAUAGCACCCCUGAGAGGGAGGUGAAGGAGGAGAGGGGUGGGGGGCGUGAGAGGGAAGCAGAGCAUUUGAAGGAGAGGGACAGGGAGUGGGAGCAUGAGCGUGCAACGGUGAAAGAGAGACUGGGUGAGCGCGGCAGGGGUGGGAGGGAGAGGGGAGAGAGAGGCGAGAGAGUGGUUGGCAAGGAGGAGGAGCGGGGUGUGGAGCAGGAGCGUGUGUAUGAGAAGGAGCGUGGGGAGAGGGAGCGCGGUGAGAAGGGUGAGAAGGAGCGUGGAAUCUUCCCAGAGCGGAGCAUUGAGAGGGGAGGGGGGAUUCGCGUGGUGGUGCGGGAUGUGGGUGAGGAGGGGCGGGAGGAGGGGCAUGCGCAGAGGCAUGGGGCAGGACCGGGGCUUCGUCACUCGCUUGUGGUAGGAGUAACUCCACCUGCUCCUGCUGGAAGAAUCAUUCAUGAGCUUGCUCCUACCAGCUCUUCGGCUGCUCUCCCUGCGAAGCGCAGGAAAAUCAAGCGGGAUCAGAGCCUCAUGCAGCCGCAUGGGGAUGCCAUGCAUUCGCCAGGCGGUGCCGGCUUGCCUGUGGCUGGCAUUGCAGCAGGUGGGCCGUCAGCCAUGCCCAUGCCGCUCGCUCCGCCAUUCCACUCAGGUGGGGUUCACCCAUCGUCUCGUUCCCCUGCUGUGGUCAUGGCGGCUGGGGGUGGGCAUCGUGGUGGGCCGAUGCUUCAUGUGACUUCAACGCUUGAUGACCGUGCGGACAGACGGUGGAUUGCUGAAGGUGGUGGCGGUGGCGGAGGUGGGAGCAGGAGAAGCGGCGAGGUUGAGCUGCCGCCGCCUUCACGAGGCGCAGGGCCUGCGAGGAGCUCCAGACUUGCUGGCAGGCUUGGAGAGAAGGAUGGAGUGGGAGGGAGCUAUGAUCGUAGCGGUCCUGGUCAAGGAAGUGGAGUGCGAGAUGAGGCGUGGGACGGUGACAAGGCGCGACGGGAUGGUCGCAUGAGCAACAGACGCCAUUGA
Closterium sp. Naga37s-1 is the source of this 7668-nucleotide messenger RNA. The record is from the annotation of a GenBank genome assembly. NCBI's taxonomy places the organism in Eukaryota, Viridiplantae, Streptophyta, Zygnematophyceae, Desmidiales, Closteriaceae.